CCCGCUUCCCAACACUUUAACUCACAUACAACAUCCAGACCUACACCUUCUCCUUUAACCACCCUCCUCACAACCACAAAAAACAACACACAAAAUGCCUCGUCAACGCCGUGGUGCCGCCCCUACUCCCGCGCGCAGCGCUCCCACCCGCCCUACCGCUGCUCCCGCCAGACCUGCUGCCGCCCCUUCUUACGGCCAGCAACAGCCUCACUCCACUGCUGCUCACCCCCAGCAGCAGCACCACGCUGCCCCUCCAGCUGCUGCCCCCGCUGCCACUCCCGCCGCUGCUCCCGUCCAGCAAAGCCAGGGCCCCGGUCUCUUCGGCCAGAUGGCCUCGACUGCUGCUGGUGUCGCCGUCGGCUCCUCCAUCGGCCACGCCAUCGGCGGAAUGUUCUUCGGCGGUGGUGGCGGCUCCAGUGCUCCCGCUGAGGCUCCCCAGCAGGCUGCGCCGGCUCCCGCUCAGCCCAUGGACAACGGUCUCUGGGCUGGAAACGCUACCAACAGCUCUUGGGAGGCGCCGGCUUGUGCCACGGAUGCGCAGAACUUCCGCAAGUGCAUGGAUGAGAACAAGGGUGAUUUGACGAUCUGUGGAUGGUACUUGGACCAGCUGAAGGCUUGCCAGGCUGCUGCUAAGCCGUACUAAUUGGAGACUGAGUAUCGAAGGUGAUUGAUGAUGGUGGAUGAGAUGAAUGAUUUUCUUAUGGAUGGAUGGGCAAUAUAUGGCAUAGUGGUGGAUUAGCCCGUUAUUUCCCUCUUAUUUUAUUUUAUUAUCUAUUACCCCCUUGUAUAACAUAUACCACUUUGGAAGCUUACUACCCUUUUUUUUUAUGGGUUGGCUAUGUCUGUGAUGGGCAUGCAUGCAUGGACAGGAACUAAUUGAAAAUAUAGAUAAAAAAGGAUCAUUCCACUCUUC
Aspergillus costaricaensis CBS 115574 is the source of this 913-nucleotide messenger RNA. RefSeq names its product coiled-coil-helix-coiled-coil-helix domain-containing protein. Lineage: Eukaryota; Fungi; Ascomycota; Eurotiomycetes; Eurotiales; Aspergillaceae. The transcript is spliced from 3 exons. Bases 95 to 643 code for a protein of 182 amino acids. The record is from RefSeq and is a predicted model, not a curated record. Gene Ontology annotation, cellular component: mitochondrion; nucleus. Gene Ontology annotation, biological process: mitochondrion organization.